Molecule: messenger RNA, 306 nt
Organism: Botrytis sinoallii
Lineage: Eukaryota; Fungi; Ascomycota; Leotiomycetes; Helotiales; Sclerotiniaceae
Exons: 1
Coding region: 1-306 (101 amino acids)
Source: RefSeq, a predicted model, not a curated record
AUGCCACAUCGCUCGCUCUACCGCAGCAUUCUAUUUCUCUUUAGUAAUCUCACGACUUCUCUUGACAAAAACGACACUAUAUCAAAAAUCUGUAAUCAUGUUCGGCGACUUAAUCUAGGCGCAUCAUUAGCAAUCGCACCAGGAAUUGUAGAAGAUCGACCGAAACAAACGAGAAGAAACGGUAUCUCAACUGGUAAGAAGGUGAAAUUAGAUCUUGUUACUGCAGCUGAAUGGGCUAGUAGUAGCCCAGUCGUCGGUACUAGCAACGGUGGCUGUGAUGUCAUAACACUGUUUACUAUAAGAUGA